Molecule: messenger RNA, 1002 nt
Organism: Caenorhabditis bovis
Lineage: Eukaryota; Metazoa; Nematoda; Chromadorea; Rhabditida; Rhabditidae
Source: the annotation of a GenBank genome assembly
AUGUCAGCACCUCCACAAGAAGACGAUUUGGUGAUUCGAAGUCCAGAACUUCCAUUCGUAUCCGCAAUAAUUGGCGGAGUUUUUCCUGGCAGAUCAAUUGUCGUCAGCGGAAUGGUUUUACCUGGCUUUGCAUCUGAUCAGAAGCGUUUUCAAAUCAAUUUAUGCUGUGGGUUAUUAAUCGAUGGCGAUCAUAUGGAUAACAAAGCACUUCAUGUGAAUCCAAGGUUUGAUGAAAAAUCGGGAUGGUUUUCUGGAGCGCCGGAUAACAAAUUGGUCAUAAAUUCGUACGUUUCUGGAAAAUGGGGAACCGAAGAGAGAUUUGAUAAUCCAUUCGAAGAAGGAAAAUCGUUCCACGUCAGAAUUCUGGCAUUCGAGAAAUAUUUCAAGAUUUCGGCAAAUGGCAAACAUGUGUGUGAUUUCCCGCAUCGCGUACCACUCGAACAAAUUAAAACAAUCGCCAUCAAAGGCAAUAUUCGAGUCGAUUUUAUUGAAUUCAACCCACCAAAUGCGACUGAUGGAACACCAAUCCUGCCGGAAGUGCGCCGAAAUGUUAUUACAAAAAUUGAGAAACCGGCGAUUCCUUUCGUUUUGCCGCUUCCUCCAGGCGGUUUCUGUACUCCUCAGUCUGCCAAAUUCACCAUAACUCCGUUUUUGUCUUCCGAAAGAUUCACUAUUAAUUUGAUGGCAAAGGAUGAAUAUUUGUUCCAUUUCCGAGUUGAUAUGCCAAAUCCGGCGCAGAAAAUCAAGCCGGUUGUUGUUCGAAACAGCUCGAAGAAUGGUGUGAAAUGGCAGACGGAGGAGAGAAAUUUUGGAACAUUCCCAUUCCAUAAGGGAAUCACACACGAUGUUGUUUUUACUGCUUAUGGUAGAAGUGUUACGGUUGAUGUCGACGGGCAGCCAUUUAUAAAGUUUAUUUACCGAGAAGGAGAUUCUCCAGAAGACGUCGACGCCAUUACGGUGACUGGUGAUAUGCUGCUUCAUCGCUUUGAACAUUCAAAUUAA